CAUUUUUUUUUUUUUUUAUCAGCAAAUGCUGUUAAUAUGAGUACUAUUGGGUAUUUAACUUAUUCUUGUAAUUUUUGUUACCGGAAGUUAAUGUUUCACCAUAUUGGUUUUUGUUGACAUUGGUGAGGAAAGUCUUGUCGUUUUAUUGAGUGCAGAAUCAGGAUGCCAGCUAAAGCAGAAGAUAUCAUGAAGGGGUUUAAAUUAAAUUGGAUGAAUUUGAGAGAUGCUGACAGUGGUAAAAUCCUGUGGCAGUCAAGUGAAGACUUGUCAGCACCAGGCCUUGAGCAUGAAGCAAGGGUCCCAAAGAAAAUCUUAAAAUGUCGUGCAGUGUCUCGGGAAAUAAAUUUUUCAUCAAAAGAGGCUAUGGAUAAAUUUAGAUUAGAACAGAGAGUUUUAUUCAAAGGAAAAUGUUUAGAAGAAUGGUUCUUUGAAUUUGGCUUUGUGAUACCGGGAUCUACGAACACGUGGCAAUCUGUAAUAGAAGCAGCACCAGAAAGUCAAAUGAUGCCAGCAAAUGUUCUUACGGGUAAUGUUAUCAUAGAAACACUUUUUUAUGAUGGAGACCUUCUAGUCAGCAAGUCCAAAGUGAAGAUAUUUUAUGUAUAAACAAGAUGUGGACUUAGGUUAAAGAAAUAAUUCCAUUUUAAUGAUGUGAACAUUUUGAACUUGUAUGAUUUUUGUGGAUUAGUAAAGGUGUCCCACCAGCUGGUGUGUUACGUAGAAGCUCGCUAGCCAACAGUUUAACAUCUACUGUCAAGAGUCAAGGAGCAGAAAUAUUGAAAUCAAGCAGUGAUUCUAAAUGCUACAGCUAACUUAAAAACCUUUUGUUACUUCACUUUUUGCUGUCUGAAAAUUAGGACCAAUGCAAUUACACUGUGAACAAAAGUCCUGCAUUCAACAAGGUGAAGGAAUAUACUAGUGAUCUUUAAUUUAGGAAAUUUCAUGUAGACAACUUUGUAGCUAUUUUUAGAAUUUUUCACUGGCUAUUUUUCUAUAUAGAAUAAAUGCACAUAACAAGUUCCUAAACCUUUUUGCACUUGAAAUUGUUGUCAUAUUUAUACCUUACGUUUCCAUUUUGUCCCUUAUUGAUGGAAAUUUUUUACAUAUGCUGAUAAAAGUAAGAGAUUCGUGUAAAAGUGAAUGUAUGUGUAAACAAUUUUGCUUUCGUUGAGAUUAUGGUAUAUUUGUAUGUACAUAUAUAUAUGUCUUUUGGUUUGUUGUGUCUAGUGGUUUUAAACCAUAGAGGACUGUCUUUGUUUUUAUCAGGUGAGAUUGAAUGGCUUACUGCAUGUAAUGAUUGGCCCAGAAGAUAGUAACUUCAAUUAUGACUGACCAGUGUACUUUUUCAUGGUUUUUUUGAUAGAUCUUUUUAUUCUUUGAUCAUCAUUUCCUAAAAAAAACUUGCUGGUUAGAAUUCGACAAUAAACACACCAUACAUGUACAUGUUUACAAACUGAGCAAACUCCUCCACAGGCGAGAGAUCCAUUCCUUAAAUUUCCUGGAUCCACAUCUUAUUAGUUGUUGCCUGUCUGGAGGAAUCUCCAGAUGACUUUUUUCAAUGACCCUCCCAAGCAAACAGUGUCACUGAAAAAUUGUAUCAAACACAUCACGUCCAUGGUGGCAGUAGCAUUCGAACCUGCUGUGUAAUUACUCUGUGUCUGUAGUUUGAAGUUUUUACCUUCACUCUAUGUAGGCUACUGUGUAUGUAAAUGUCAUGACAGAGAAUGUGCAGUAUUUCAAUGCAUGAAACCUACUCCACUAUUUUGUUAUAUGCCAAUUUGCAAUAAUUUUAUCAUACAUGUACCUUUGAAUUUAUCUGUGCAUUAUGAAUAUAAUUAAUGUUAAGCUAUGAUACAAAUUUUUUUUGUUUUUCUCCGUUGUUUUGACCCUAAUUCUGGUUUUUAUUAUGCCACCAUCUACCCGGUACAUGUACACAGAACACGUUAGAACACUUUAAAAGGAUCUCUUAGUUCUCUUCUUAAGAUCAAAUCUCACACUUUGACAUGUUUGGACCUUUGCACCAUUUUUGUAUUCCAGAACUUCCACAACGAAUUUUUUAAAUUGCGAAUAAAGGUGUAUUUGUAUUGUACAAAUAUUUAGAAUUGAGGGAACUGAAUUUUAUCUUUAAACAAUUAUUUUAUUUAUUAUGAAUAAUUAAAUUAAACAUGAAUAAUUCUAUGUAAGAACCUGUAAUGCCAUAUAAUAAAUAGUUCAAGAAAUCAAGCAAUUAAGAUUUAAAGCAAAAUUUAAAUGUGGUUUUCAAGUUGUUGAAUAAUAUGAGGUUGGUAUUUGAGUGGAAUGAAGUACAAUUCUUGUACACUUUACAGAAUGUUGUUACAAUUUCAUCCAAUGACUGAAAAUAAUAUUGCUGUGUGUAGCACAUGUUAGAUUGUCAUUGUGUUAGGUCAGUUUUUACAGUCUGUUUCUUACAUAUGAAUAUUUCAGCUCAUAUUUUUAUUCAGCUCAUAGGUUUAGUCGUUAGUUUAUAACAUACAUGUAUAUUUACAUGUACAACCUGAAAACGUACAUUUUUUCAAAUUAAUAUCCAUGUACAUGUAUAGAGAUUCAAAAAUAUGAAGAAGAAAAAAAGGAAAGGAGGGGUUAAUGAGGAAUGUAAUUAACCUGUGACACCCAUCCUCUUCCCUAUGAAGUUUUUGGUAAAGGGUUUAAAUCUACCUAUCAACAACUUGAGAAUGUGAACUGAUACAUGUAAAUAUUUUCAAUUUACAAAAUUGAAUGUACAAUUUUUAGUAUCUUUUGCACUAGAAAUAGAAAAGAAAAAUUUAAUUCUGCUGGAAGUAGUCCUGAUUUAGUGUAUAAUUCUUACAAAUGCUUGUAAUACAUGUUGUUAGUUUAGCUGACAGAAAACUUUAGUGCUAUUAUAUGUAUUUCAAAAAAUCCAUGUUCCACGGUAACAAACGUACAAAUCAUAUAAUCUGUUACAAAUGUGAUGUACAGUACUGAACACGUACAAGGUUACUGUAAAAGUAGUCAAAGGUAUAAUGUUCCAACUCGUUGUGUAUAAUGUCGAUGAUUGAAACUGUAUACUGACACCUAUGUAACAUUUGCAGGAGUUCAGACAUUUAGUAAUUCAUUUUUGUUUUGUAUGACAAUUUUUCAUGAAGUGUUAGUCUCAAAGAACAUUAAUUAUGUCUUAUACAUGUAGAUGAAUAAAUGCUCGUCAUUUUUCAAUUGAUAUAUCUCAUUUGGGAUCAAACAAUCUAUGUUCAACUGUGAUUGGAAUGAAUGUGAUUAAAUUAAUUCAUAUCGUU
This is a messenger RNA of Ostrea edulis (European flat oyster), 3272 nucleotides long. RefSeq names its product retinal rod rhodopsin-sensitive cGMP 3',5'-cyclic phosphodiesterase subunit delta-like. NCBI's taxonomy places the organism in Eukaryota, Metazoa, Mollusca, Bivalvia, Ostreida, Ostreidae. The transcript is spliced from 6 exons. Gene Ontology annotation, biological process: sensory perception of light stimulus. The record is from RefSeq and is a predicted model, not a curated record. Bases 163 to 606 code for a protein of 147 amino acids. Gene Ontology annotation, cellular component: cytoplasm.